GUCGCGGGGGUCCUCGCCCGCCCCGCCUAUCCUCCGUCCGCGCACGCGUGCUCGCUCGCCUCUCCCUGCGCGGGGACCCCGGCGGGCGCGGCGCGGCGCGGCGCGGACAUGGCCAGCGAUGCCGUGCAGAGUGAGCCCUGGUCCCUGUUGGAGCACCUGGGUCUGGCAGGCGCAGACCUGGCGGCACCUGGGGUGCAGCAGCAGCUGGAGUUGGAACGGGAGCGGCUGCGGCGGGAGAUCCGCAAGGAGCUAAAGCUGAAGGAGGGUGCAGAGAACCUGCGGCGUGCAGCCACCGACCUGGGCCGAGGCCGGGGCCCCGUGGAGCUGCUGCUUCGUGGCUCUGCGCGCCGCCUGGACCUGCUGCAUCGCCAGUUGCAGGAACUACACGCACAUGUGGUGCUGCCUGAGCCCACUGCUGGCCAGGAUGUCCCCCAGUCCCUGGGUGCAGGCAGCUCUGCCUGCUCGGCCACCAACCUGAGCCGUGUAGCUGGCCUAGAGAAGCAGCUGGCCAUCGAGCUGAAGGUCAAGCAGGGCGCAGAGAACAUGAUCCAGACCUACAGCAACGGCAGCACCAAGGACCGGAAGCUGCUGCUCACCGCCCAGCAGAUGCUCCAGGACAGCAAGACCAAGAUAGACAUCAUCCGCAUGCAGCUCCGCCGGGCUCUGCAGGCUGGCCAGCUGGAGAGCCAGGCAGCAGCAGAUGAGGCCCCAGGGGCUCCAGACCUGGGAGCAGUGGAGCUGCGCAUUGAGGAGCUUCGGCAUCACUUCCGAGUGGAGCACGCUGUGGCUGAGGGAGCCAAGAACGUGCUGCGCCUCCUCAGUGCGGCCAAGGCCCCAGACCGGAAGGCUAUCAGCGAGGCCCAGGAGAAGCUGACAGAGUCUAACCAGAAGCUGGGCCUGCUGCGUGAGGCACUGGAGCGCAGGCUGGGGGAGCUGCCUGCUGACCACCCGAAGGGGCGGCUGCUACGUGAGGAGCUGGCUGCAGCCUCAUCGGCCGCUUUCAGUGCGCUGCUGAGUGAGCCCUUCCCGGCCUCACACUACAGCACGCUGUGCAAGCCCGCACCACUCACAGGGACUCUGGAGGUACGUGUGGUAGGCUGCAGGGACCUUCCUGAGAACAUUCCGUGGAAUCCCUCGCCCUCUGGGACACCUGGGACCCCUGACAGUCGCACCCCCUUCCUGAGCCGCCCAGGCCGGGGCCUUUACAGCCGAAGUGGAAGCCUCAGUGGCCGAAGUAGCCUCAAAGCAGAGUCAGAGAACACGAGCGAGGUCAGCACUGUGCUGAAGCUGGAUAACACAGUGGUGGGACAGACAUCCUGGAAGCCAUGUGGGCCUAGUGCAUGGGACCAGAGCUUCACCUUAGAGCUGGAGCGGGCCCGGGAGCUGGAGCUGGCUGUGUUCUGGCGGGACCAGCGGGGCCUGUGUGCUCUCAAGUUCCUGAAACUGGAGGAUUUCCUGGACAAUGAGCGGCAUGAAGUGCAGCUGGACAUGGAGCCGCAGGGCUCCCUGCUGGCCGAGGUCACCUUCCACAACCCUGUCAUCGAGAGAAUCCCCCGGCUCCAGAGGCAGAAGAAAAUUUUCUCCAAGCAGCAAGGAAAAGCUUUUCAGCGUGCCAGGCAGAUGAACAUUGAUGUGGCCACAUGGGUGCGGCUGCUUCGAAGGCUCAUCCCCAACGCCACCAGCACCUUCAGCCCUGGGGCUUCUCCAGGACCUGAGGCCCGGCCCGUGGGGGAUAUCUCCAUGGAGAAGCUGAGCCUUGGGCCUGACUCCGACCGCUCCCCACAGAAGAGUCCUCCAGGGCCUCGGUCCAGCACAUCCGUCCUGGGUUCCCCGAGCCAGGAAGUGGCCACUGUUCCCGUUCCCCAGCUACCUUCAGAGAGCCAGGAGAGCCCAGGCCCUGGCCCGUGCAGCUCUCUGAGGAAGUCACCUCUGACCCUUGAGGACUUCAAGUUCCUGGCAGUGCUAGGCCGGGGUCACUUUGGGAAGGUGCUGCUUUCAGAAUUCCGGGCCAGUGGGGAGCUCUUUGCUAUCAAGGCUUUGAAGAAAGGAGACAUUGUGGCCCGGGACGAGGUAGAAAGCCUGAUGUGCGAGAAGAGGAUCCUGGCUGCGGUGACCAGUGCAGGGCACCCUUUCCUGGUGAACCUGUUCGGCUGCUUCCAGACACCAGAGCAUGUGUGCUUCGUGAUGGAGUACUCAGCUGGUGGGGACCUCAUGCUGCACAUCCACAGCGACGUGUUCUCAGAGCCCCGUGCUGUCUUCUACUCUGCCUGUGUGGUGCUGGGGCUGCAGUUCCUCCACGAACACAAGAUUGUCUACAGGGACCUGAAGCUGGACAAUUUGCUCUUGGACACUGAGGGCUACGUCAAGAUCGCUGAUUUUGGCCUCUGCAAGGAAGGCAUGGGCUACGGUGAUCGGACCAGCACAUUCUGUGGGACCCCCGAGUUCCUGGCCCCCGAGGUGCUGACAGAUACGUCCUACACUCGCGCUGUGGACUGGUGGGGGCUGGGCGUGCUGCUGUAUGAGAUGUUGGUGGGUGAGUCCCCGUUCCCAGGGGAUGAUGAGGAGGAGGUGUUUGACAGCAUUGUCAAUGAUGAGGUUCGCUACCCCCGUUUCCUGUCUGCUGAGGCUAUUGGCAUCAUGCGAAGGCUGCUGCGCAGGAACCCAGAGCGGAGGUUGGGGUCCAGUGAGCGUGACGCAGAGGAUGUGAAAAAGCAGCCCUUCUUCAGGACCCUGGGCUGGGAUGUGCUUCUGGCCCGCCGCCUGCCACCACCCUUUGUGCCCAAGCUGUCAGGGCGUACCGACGUCAGCAACUUUGACGAGGAGUUUACUGGGGAGGCACCCACGCUGAGCCUGCCACGUGAUGCGCGGCCCCUCUCUGCAGCUGAGCAGGCUGUUUUCCAGGACUUUGACUUUGUGCCCGGGGGCUGCUAGCACCCAUCCUGCCCACCCAGAGUUCUUAGUUUUUAAAAAGGCCUUUGGGGUUCUCCCCAUCCUUGCA
This is a messenger RNA of Octodon degus (degu), 2998 nucleotides long. It is a transcript of the gene Pkn1, whose product is annotated as protein kinase N1. The record is from RefSeq and is a predicted model, not a curated record. NCBI's taxonomy places the organism in Eukaryota, Metazoa, Chordata, Mammalia, Rodentia, Octodontidae. Bases 109 to 2931 code for a protein of 940 amino acids. The transcript has 22 exons. Gene Ontology annotation, molecular function: ATP binding; small GTPase binding; protein serine/threonine kinase activity. Gene Ontology annotation, biological process: protein phosphorylation; signal transduction.